GAGUACAGGGUUGUCCUCAAAUCACAUAGCCUUGGUUUUGAUUGCCACAUGUCCCAGCUGGGGCAUUCAAUUGGCAGUAGUCCUCGUUUCGGCACGCAUCAUUUCGCUCGUUACUUUUCGGUUCUUUUCCGCAAAUAUUUCGGCACACUCUGCCCUCACCGCUUCAUUCACAGCGUUAAUUAUUUGAAAGGAAAUUGAUUACCAAAAAAAAUAAAUAAAUUAAAUAAUUCAUCAAAUUCAUCAGCAUGGCCAGCGCCCAAGCGGAAACCCUUGAGACUACGGUCUUCAAACCAAAUACGUUUCCGGAUAGUCGCCUGGUCCAGUCGGCUCACGAUGAGAGCAAUAAUAACGAGCCUGUUACGGUGCCCGAGUAUGAAAAUGAGCAAGUCUACAAAAUUGCAUACAAACAUCCGCUUGAACAUGUAUGGACGCUGUGGUAUCUGGAGAAUGAUCGCAACAAACACUGGCAGGACAUGCUCAACGAAAUUACUCAAAUCGACAGCAUCGAAACAUUCUGGGGCUUAUACUACACCAUUAAAACACCGUCGGAGCUGAAGGCAGGCAGCGACUAUUAUUUGUUCAAACAUGGCAUACAGCCCAUGUGGGAGGAUGCGGCUAAUAUAAAAGGCGGUCGUUGGCUUUUUACAGUUGGCAAGAGCGCCAAAUAUGCCAUCGAUCGCAUCUGGCUGGAUAUUUUGUUAAUGAUGGUGGGCGAGUCCUUUGAAUACGCCAGCGAAAUCUGUGGCGCUGUUGUCAAUAUACGCGCCCGGAGCAAUAAGAUAUCUGUUUGGACGGCCAAUGGCUCUAAUGAGUCGGCCGUUUUAGAAAUUGGCUUCAAGUUGAAAGCGUUAUUGCGUUUGCAAUCGCACAAUCUUCAAUAUCAACUGCACUCGGAUGCGUUGUCUAAAAUUAAUUCUGCAGUUAAGUCUGUAUAUAGUCUAUGAACACAGUUAUUACAUUACGUGUGUGAGAUGCAGGUGAGACUGGUGGUGAUAAUCGUACUCAAGAGUAAUUCAUUGUUUUGAUUUAGCCCAAAAUUGUAUUGAUAAAAUUUUAGUAACUGCAUAAACACAAAAAUUUUGAUUCAAUAAAAUUAUUGCAAAUUGUCAUGG
Drosophila grimshawi is the source of this 1112-nucleotide messenger RNA. RefSeq names its product eukaryotic translation initiation factor 4E1 (gene eIF4E5). The record is from RefSeq and is a predicted model, not a curated record. The transcript has 4 exons. NCBI's taxonomy places the organism in Eukaryota, Metazoa, Arthropoda, Insecta, Diptera, Drosophilidae. Gene Ontology annotation, cellular component: cytoplasm; eukaryotic translation initiation factor 4F complex. The coding region runs from base 246 to 944 and encodes 232 amino acids. Gene Ontology annotation, biological process: translational initiation. Gene Ontology annotation, molecular function: RNA 7-methylguanosine cap binding; translation initiation factor activity.